Molecule: messenger RNA, 707 nt
Organism: Nylanderia fulva
Lineage: Eukaryota; Metazoa; Arthropoda; Insecta; Hymenoptera; Formicidae
Source: RefSeq, a predicted model, not a curated record
GAGAAAAAGCCGAAUACAGUGAUAUAGUACUGACUUUAUCUAAUGAAAUAAUUAAAAUUCAAGACGUGCAAUCACCAAUAUUAAUAGAAAUAAUGAGUGGAAAGAUAUUUGCAUUUCUGUGUUCCGUGCUUCUUCUCGUCAUUUCGUCAUCGAAAUCGCAGCAAAAUUUCACCAACGAGAAUGAUAAUUUGACGAUACAAUACGAGAUAAAUACGGAUUCUACAACAAAUUAUAACGACGAAAUAAUAACACUGCGACAUGAUUUGCAUAAAAAGAUUAUGAAUAAUACACAAAAUGACAAUAAUGAUGAUGAGCAAAAAUCGAUGAAAUUUAACACGAAUUCGACAAAUGUCAAUCAUAAAAGGAAUUUUACGCUGCAGGAAGUUUAUGAAAAUGUAAUUAAAAAGAAUGAUUCCAUGUCACUUGAAGUUCUCAAAAAUUCCAGCAAAGAUGCUAAUGAAACUAUCAUCGUCCCAAACGAAAUGUGUCAUAAUGAUACUUGCAUUCGGUUCUGCUGUUCUCUUGGCGAUCGUCUGGUUGUAAGCAACUGCACUCAUGAAGAAAUUGAAUACAUUUUUCCAAAAGUAUACAUGAACGAUUCGACGCAGAGUGAAAAGAAUCUGAACGAAUUGUUUCAACUGGCUAUUUAUGAUUCGUGCAAGGGAAGUCAUUCUCUGUCCCCAGAGGUUUUCAUGAGUUCGAAGUAA